Molecule: messenger RNA, 414 nt
Organism: Sparassis crispa
Lineage: Eukaryota; Fungi; Basidiomycota; Agaricomycetes; Polyporales; Sparassidaceae
Exons: 1
Coding region: 1-414 (137 amino acids)
Biological process (GO): transmembrane transport
Molecular function (GO): transmembrane transporter activity
Source: RefSeq, a predicted model, not a curated record
AUGUCCCGCUCUUGUGUUAACGAAUAUGACGUUGAACCUGCCCCCGCGCUCAUGCCUACCGGCGCAUCGACACCAACCAUGCCCUCGAUAUCUGAUGCUCUUGCCAUGUCCAAUUUGCCCACAACUGAGCCGAACGAACCAAGAGUUCCCAACCGUUCAGAGACGCUUUCUCUCACAGACCAAACCAAUCUAGUUCCCUUCAAGAAAGUGAUCACAGUAUUUUCUGGCCUUUCGCUUUGUAUUCUCGUCUCAUGUCUCGACUCCACCAUCGUUGCUACUGCCCUUCCGACAAUAUCUGAUGCAUUCGACGCUGGCGCUAUUGUAUCGUGGGUUCCGUCCGGGUACCUGCUCACCUCUACUGCCUUCCAGCCGCUCUGUGAGCAGAUACGAUGUUCCCUCAAUCCCCGUAGCUGA